CACGCACGCGCUCACCCUGACACGCUCAGGGACCCCGCGCCCCGCACCACACGCCUACGUCCCCGCAAAACCGCCGCCGAAGCACUUGCAGCCCCGGCCGCGCGGUGCGGGUGAUGCGCGGGGUGCGACGAGCCCCACCCCGGUGCCUAAAAAGUUCCGGAAAGCUGCAAUAACUCAACUGGGACUUUUUGCAAGGAGGGGGAGAAGGGAAAGGUCAUUGCUGGUAUUACAAAGGACCAGGAAAUCAGAAUGAUCCCCAGUUCAAGACAUGGUACUAUGAAUAUAAUUCUUUCCUAACCUUGGUUUCUAAUGAGCUCUGAAUGAUUAUGACGUUAGAUGAGAAUCUCAGCUUCUUAAGCAAGUGUAACUCUGCUGCACAUUUACACCAAGCAAGUGCAUCAAGUAUUACAAGUUGAAGAUUAGAAAUUUCUUAGUCUUUGACAAACUAAUCUGAUGAGAAAAUGGAAUGCUGUGGUACAGCCAUGGUAUGUACCAGAUAGCCAAGAAAGCUGACAUGGUAAAGUUAUAUACAGCACCCUUGUGACCUUUUUGCAGUGAAGAUACAUAUCUGUCCAAUAAAGCCCAGGCCAAAUGACAGUGACAGCUGCCUUGUAGCAUUCAGUUUGAAUUGAAGAGGUUUGCUCACAAGUCAGGAGCAAGUAUUUCAUUACAGACUGUGCACCAAGACCAACAUAAGCCCCCAAAAGUGAAACUUUCCCUCAGCAGCUAUGGAAACUGCCUCAGUGGACUGAGAUGCACUUCGUAGGCUCCUCCUUGUCUCCUUGCUUUGACUUUCCCGCCUCCUGCAAGCUGUUAUCCUCUGUUGGCAUUUGCAUGUUGGUGUAGCACUUGCAAGGGAAGAAAACCUCACUUCAUCUCUUAGGAGGGAUCUAGGGUGUUAUGGGAACUGAGCACUCAAAGAACGAGGGGCGAAGGAGAAUGGUUUUUCUGAGGAAAGGUCCAAAGUUGCCUGCGUGGGAAGAGGCUCUUCUCUCAGGGAAAGAGCCCAAGUCGCUGCUGAAGCGGGGGUUGCGUUAUGUCAGCUUGAGCCUCAUAAUGAAAGGGAUGACCAGCGCACCUGACUUCUUGUGGGGACUGCCUGAGGUGCAGAAACUGAACCUUUCACGCAACCAGCUGGUGAUGAUUCCUCCUUCGCUGGGGAAACUGGACAGGCUGGUGGUUCUGAACUUGGGUGGCAACUGCCUCAAGUGUCUGCCUAAAGAGAUUGGGCUGCUGAGGAACCUGAAGGUCUUGUUCGUCAAUAUGAAUUGCCUGACAGAAGUGCCAGCAGAGCUCAGCUUGUGCAGGAAGCUGGAGGUUUUGAGCCUCUCUCACAACUGCAUCUCGCAACUGCCUUUGAGUUUCACCGACCUGACAAGUUUGAGGAAACUGAACCUCAGUAACAACCGCUUUGUGCAAAUUCCCCUCUGCAUUUUUGCACUGAGGAGCUUAGACUUCUUGCACCUGGGGUCCAACAGGCUUGAAAACAUCGCAGAGAGUGUCCAGUAUCUGGUCAAUCUCCAAAUCUUUAUCGUAGAGAAUAACAACAUACGCACCCUGCCACGAUCUCUCUGCUUCAUCACCACUCUGGAGCUAUUAAAUGUUGAUUACAAUGCUAUACAGACUCUUCCGGAUGACCUCUACCUGCUGCGCCGGCUGCCACGCAUCGCAUGGAACCCAAUGGACAAAGGCCUCCACAUUGCCCACAACCCCUUGUCUCGGCCCCUGCCUGAGGUUGUCGAGGGGGGGCUGGAUGUCCUCUUCAACUACCUCAGGGAGAAAAAGGAGCACAACUGAGUUUCCACUGCGCUUGGGAUUAAGCCUGUCAUCAAGACUCAGUCAUAUCAGAGCACUUUCCUGCACAGGCAUUUCCACUUCAUAAUGCUCGGAUUUUGAAGACGUGGAUGGCUUUAGUAACAGUUGGAGGAAAGAAAGUAAAGUAUGAUGGUCUUGAUUAAGUGUGUGAAGAGUAAACUUUCUAAAAAUAGCCACCUCUGUAACCUUCAGUGUUGGUGUGCUUGGGGUUUCUUAGGAAAAAAAACCAAACAACAAACUUGUGAUAAAAUGUUUGCUCAUCGUUUGACAGAAA
Molecule: messenger RNA, 2089 nt
Organism: Aquila chrysaetos chrysaetos
Lineage: Eukaryota; Metazoa; Chordata; Aves; Accipitriformes; Accipitridae
Gene: LRRC30
Product: leucine rich repeat containing 30
Exons: 3
Coding region: 901-1797 (298 amino acids)
Molecular function (GO): protein binding
Source: RefSeq, a predicted model, not a curated record